AUGGCUUCUCUAUCAAGUGAUGAUAACGUAGAUGAUAUCCGCACAUGGCCACAGUAUAUUGUGGAUUACUUUGUUCAAUUGGUUCAUGAUGAAGCCAAAAAUGGGUUACAAACCACUACAUUGGAGAAGAAGAAAUGGGGAGAAAUAGAUAAUGCUCUCUUUGCUAAGUUUGGUAAGAGAUACAGCAUUCCUAAGUUGAAAGCUAAAUUCAAUCGACUGCGUAUAGAGCAUAGGGAAUUUGCAAGGUUAGUGAGUGAUACCGGUAUGGGUUGGGAUCCAGUUGCAAACACGGUCACUGCAAGUGAUGAUGCUUGGAAGCGUUACUUGAAGAAAUAUCCUGGUGCAAAAUCCUUCCGUAAAAAGGAGACAUAUUGGACAACAUGGAAGGAGUGGAAGAUGAUGUAUAUCUCAAAGCCAUUGACAAGGACUGUACCAAAGGGAGUAUUUGGAAGAGAUUUGGUUGUUAACUGGCAUAUCAAAAAGAUCCAGAGUAUUAAAAUGGAAUCCAGGGAUACAAGUGACUCAUCCUCAGACUCGGAAGACUCGUUCAUGGAAUUGCUUAUGGUUAAGGAGUUGCAUAAGCGUUAUAUUAAGAUACCAAUGAUGACAUCAGUGCUUAGUGGGAGAGAGUUUAUUUUGGAGUUACUGAAUGGACAUCCAAGACGAAUGUACAACUUGAUGAGAAUGGAUCCUUCUACAUUUAUGCUGUUGUGUUCAACUUUAAGGACCAAUGACUUCUUACAAGAUGAUAGAUCAGUUUUAAAAGCAUUAUGUCGCCUUGGAUGCCUUAUAAUUAAACCUCCCAAUAUGGAUGAGAUACCUCCAGAGAUUAUGACAAAUCCUAAAUUCUAUCCAUGCAUCAUUAGCUUCGCCUUUACAGUUGAUAAUUCAAAACAGGAUUGUGUUGGUGCUAUUGAUGGAACUCAUAUUAGUGCCUGUGUACCUGCUUCUAAACAAAUUCCAUUUCGAGGCAGAAAAGCUCAAAUCACGCAGAACAUUAUGUGUGCUUGCUCGUUCGAUAUGUUGUUCACAUUUGUAUAUACGGGAUGGGAAGGAACUUCCAAUGAUGCAAGAGUACUCAUGGAUGCCAUAUCGAACGAAGAAAACAAAUUCCCAAUGCCCAGAGAAGGAAAGUAUUAUGUUGUUGACUCCGCUUACACAAACAUGCCUGGGUUUUUGACACCUUAUCGUGGAGAACGGUAUCACUUGCGUGAUUUUAGGGGAAGAAGUCGACAAGCAAAGGGUCCUAUGGAAUUAUUCAAUCAUAGGCACUCCUCUUUACGUAAUGUUAUUGAACGUUGUUUUGGAGUGUGGAAAAGUAGGUUUCCAAUAUUGAAAUGCAUGCCAAAUUAUCCACUUCGCAGACAAAGACUCAUUCCCGUUGCAUGUUGUACUUUACACAACUUCAUUCGCUUAAAUUCAAGGAAUGACGAACUGUUUCGUCAAUUCAUGGCAGAAGAUCUUCUAGUGGCAGAUGAAGAAAGUUCAAGUACUGGUCAAGAAAGCACAACAAUUGACAUUGAUGUUAGCACAGCGAAUAUUGAGCUGAUGAAUAAUGUUAGAGAUGACAUAGCAGGGACAAUGUGGAUUUAUCAUCAACGCCGACAUCACCACCAACGCCUUUAG
This is a messenger RNA of Papaver somniferum (opium poppy), 1626 nucleotides long. RefSeq lists its product as uncharacterized. The record is from RefSeq and is a predicted model, not a curated record. The transcript is spliced from 7 exons. NCBI's taxonomy places the organism in Eukaryota, Viridiplantae, Streptophyta, Magnoliopsida, Ranunculales, Papaveraceae. The coding region runs from base 1 to 1626 and encodes 541 amino acids.